ACUUACUAUCUGCCCCAGUGUAAAAGUGAUGAAAUUCAAAAUUCCAAGUGAUUCAAGUGACCCUCACCGAAUAGAUUUGGCAUUUAAUAUCGUUUCGCUAGUCCAGCUCCGCAACGGAAGGCAUCCGCAAAGGCGUCGUAAGAUGCGCGACUGGCCGAAUAGCGGACUGCUGUUAUGAGCCAGCACAAUACGCAGUUCAACUUCAACUCCAAGGAAGACUACAACACCACCCUGGACACCAUGAGCCGGGAUUUCGACGAGCGGUGGAACCGCCAGACAACGUCGCCGUACACCAACCUGGAGAACUACAUAACGCGCGCUGUCCUUGGCAACGGCAGCUUUGGUACUGUGAUGCUGGUCAAGGAAAAGGGUGGCAAGAACUACUACGCCGCCAAGGUGAUGAGCAAGGAGGACUUGGUGCGGCUCAAGCAGGUGACCCACGUUCACAACGAGAAGCACGUGCUGAACGCCGCUCGGUUCCCGUUCCUGAUUUACCUGGUGGACUCGACGAAGUGCUUCGACUACCUCUACCUGAUCCUGCCCCUGAUCAACGGCGGGGAGCUGUUCAACUACCACCGCAAGGUUCGAAAGUUCAACGAGAAGCAGGCCCGCUUUUAUGCCUCGCAGGUGGUCUUGGGGCUCGAGUACAUGCACAAAAUGAACCUCAUGUACCGCGACCUGAAGCCCGAGAACAUCCUGAUCGACCAUAAGGGCUACAUCAAGAUCACGGACUUCGGUUUCGCAAAGCGAGUGGACGGUCGCACCUCCACCCUGUGCGGAACUCCGGAGUACUUGGCGCCGGAGAUCGUGCAACUCAGGCCGUACAACAAGUCGGUGGACUGGUGGGCCUUCGGCGUCCUGGUGUACGAGUUCGUGGCGGGACGCUCGCCGUUCGCCAUCCACAACCGCGACGUGAUAUUGAUGUACUCCAAGAUCUGUGUGUGCGACUACAAGAUGCCCAGCUACUUCACGGCCCAGCUGAGGGGCCUUGUUGAGAGCCUCAUGCAGGUGGACACCUCGAAGCGUUUAGGAAACUCGAACGAGGGCGCCACCGAAGUGAAGAGUCACCCGUGGUUCCAGGGGGUCGACUGGUUCGCCAUUCUCAACCAGGAGGUCGUGGCGCCCUACCUGCCCACCGUAACCGGCCCCGAGGACUUGUCCAACUUCGAGAACUUCGAGUUCAAGGAUAAGAUGAAGUCCCGAAUAAAUCGGCAUCCCGAUUUGUUUGCGAAUUUUUAAAUGUCAAUUUGGGAUACUACAUAAAUACAACGUAGCCCUGGCUCCCAAACUCA
Molecule: messenger RNA, 1292 nt
Organism: Drosophila ficusphila
Lineage: Eukaryota; Metazoa; Arthropoda; Insecta; Diptera; Drosophilidae
Gene: Pka-C2
Product: cAMP-dependent protein kinase catalytic subunit 2
Exons: 6
Coding region: 175-1239 (354 amino acids)
Biological process (GO): peptidyl-serine phosphorylation
Cellular component (GO): nucleus; cAMP-dependent protein kinase complex
Molecular function (GO): ATP binding; cAMP-dependent protein kinase activity
Source: RefSeq, a predicted model, not a curated record